GAUGGAUGGAUGGACACCUUUCUAAGUAGUUGCCAUGCCUUAUUAACACAUGGGAAUGGGAUCCCAAUGCGUUGCCACGAUUUAGUAAGGCGUGGGAACGAGAUCGAAAUUCAGUGGAAGUUCAUUGUUUAUCUCUUUCACCCACAAUCAGCUUCUGUCUCUGGUGGUCUUAACUAACUAGAGCUGUAGCGCUGCUCUGCCUCAGGGGGGAGUUGUAGCAGUCUGGCUUACCCAGUUGGUCUUUCAUAGUCUAGAAACCGUAACUCUGCCUGGAUUCCUCUGAAAAUCUUCACAAUGAGCUGCAGCAGAUCUGAAAACCUGAAAACUCGCCCAGUUUCCCAAGAGUUUCAGUUCCUGAAGCGUCACCGCCGCUAUGGUGAGAGUUAGCAACCAGCAAAUAUGAGACAUGAGGGGGAUUCCACACACGGACAUCAAGUAUGUUUAGUGUAAGAGGGACAUUGUGUAAUUUAGAUUUUUGAGUAUCUAAAUUAUCACUUUAACCGUCUGACACAUCCAGAACCACGACUUUCACCACAGUCGCCUUUUUCCCACAGAGCUUUUAUCAUCUGCACAGCCUGGCGCUUCUCGGCCUGGCGCUUCUCGGCCAGUCUCAGAGGAGUGGGCCGUUCUCAUGCGUUCCUGGGCGGACGAAUGUGAUUCUAAAGCCUCAGCUCAGACGUGUUGAUGAGCUCAACCACAGACAUUACAGCAAUGACACAUGGCCGAGACCACGGGGUCGCCUGAAGCAGCUGGCUGAGGCUAAUGGCUACCAGCUAACCCCAAGAGACUGGCUUUUCCUUAAUAACUCAUUACAGUCGCAUGUCGGUGCUUUGGCAGUAAACUGAACUAACAGACCUCAGGCUGCAGCCCCUACACAAGAGGACGUGGAGGUGGCCUGUGUGAGAAAUGGGUGGUGUCCCUCAGUCUCCCUCACUCUUCAUGCGGCUGCUCUGUCUGACCGCUCUGUGGUCCAGCCCGCACGCUCAGGAGCUCAGGUCCACCAGGUGGCCACUCUAUUCCCAGAAGCCUUUUCUGCUGGCCUGGAACGCCCCCACCGAAGACUGCGGCCCGCGGUACGGCAUCCGCUUACAGCUGGACCAGUUCCAGAUUGUGGCGUCUCCGAACGAGGGCUUCGUCAGACAGAACCUGACCAUCUUCUACAAGGAACGCCUGGGUCUGUACCCGUACUACAAACAGGACGGGGCGUCUGUGAACGGCGGCCUGCCGCAGUUGGCCAGCCUUGAAGAGCACCUGGCCAAAAUGCGAAGCGGCAUCGACAAGUACAUCAGAGAGAGUGCGAAGGGGCUGGCCGUCCUGGACUGGGAGGAGUGGAGACCCCUCUGGAUCCGGAACUGGGACGCCAAAAACAUCUACAGGGAACAAUCCCGACAGCUGAUCUCUGAGAAAAACCCCAGCUGGUUGCCGGAUCACGUGGGCAAGGUGGCGCAGCAGGAAUUCGAGCUGUCCGCCCGCAGGUUCAUGCUGCAGACGCUGCGUCAGGCGAAGAAUCUUCGUCCCCAGCAGCUCUGGGGUUUUUACCUGUUCCCCGACUGCUACAACCACAACUACCGCGGCAACCAGGACAACUACACGGGCCGCUGCCCGGAUGUGGAGAUGACCCGUAACGACCAGCUGAUGUGGCUGUGGAUGGAAAGCACAGCUCUCUAUCCCUCCAUCUACAUGAGCCGAAUGCUGAAGGACCAGACCAGCAGGAGGCAGUUUGUGAGGAACCGAGUCAGAGAGGCGAUGAGGCUGGCAUCUGUCGGCAACGGAACCGCUCGGCCUGUGUUUGUGUACACGCGGCCCACGUACUCUAACGAGGUCCAACCACUAACGGAGGUGGAUCUGAUCUCCACUAUAGGGGAGAGUGUGUCCCUGGGGGCUGCUGGUGUGAUCUUCUGGGGUGACUCCAUCUACGCCAGCAGUAACGUCAUCUGUUCCAGUCUGAGUGGUUACCUGCGCGAGUCGCUGGGCCGUUACCUGCUGAACGUGUCCUCGGCAGCGGAGCAGUGCAGCCGGUUCCUGUGCGAUUACCACGGGCGCUGCCUGCGCAGACGGCCCGACACCGACACUUACCUGCACCUGAGCGCAGCCUCUCACACGCUGGAGCUGCAGGGCGGCCGGCUGGUGGUGCGUGGCCAGAUGGGGCCGGAGGAGCAGGCCAGGCUGCGCGAGGACUUCCAGUGCCAGUGCUACACCGGGUACACGGGCCCAGGCUGCAGCAAGAAAGAGAGCUAUAACGGAGCUGAAUCUGCCCGGACCGCUCACCAUACCGGCCUGCAGGGGGCACUGGUGCUCAUCCUAAUGCUUGUGCUGGGAUUUCUGCAGUGAGGAGCGGAGAGACGGGGUGUUGGAGAAGCAGCACUGUGGAAAACCAUGGAGAAUCCUCCAUGCUGGAAUCCAGAUGGUUUGAAGCUGCCUUCACAUGUUGGUCGGAUAUUUCCCACCUGCAGAGUCGGAAUUACGAACUCGGAAACGUGAAGAAUGUCAGGAAGCUGCUUAGGAAAACUUACUUUUGACGAAACUGGAAACUGGCCGUGCAUUCAUUUAGCAACAACAGUCGUGUGCAAAAUGUUGGUCAAAUGGCGUUUUGUUAGUUUUCUACGGGAAAAUAAGUUAAAAUCUUCUGCAGAAACACAUUUUAAUGCACAGUUACUGUUUAUUUGCUUAAACAUAUUGGAAAAACAAAUAAAACGUGAAAUGUGGCCGGUGCAGAAGUUAGGGCACAUUUUAUGUUUAAAUUUUUAGGUUAAAUUCAGAAAAUUAUUAUAAAUUGUGGACCAAAAUUUUGCGGAAGGUGCCAGUUUUAAGUUUAUUUCCUGCAGAGGAAACAAAUUUUGACGACGAAAAUCAACAAAACGUGCAAUUUAACAUUUUUUUGGGCUGUUUGAACUUUUGCAUACGCCUAUAAAUAAACCUCCAGUUUACUGCAAACUACAACUGCCCAGCCCAUUUGAUGAAUACCCCGCUAACGUUAGCUCGUAGCUAGCCUGUUCUAUUUCCGUGUCUUUUUUUUCCCCACGUACUAAAAAUGUGCGCAGCUCAUAAUUACACAUGUGAGCGAAUACCUGUUGCGUAAUUGGUGACGAUAAAAAGUAAAUUAAAUUUAGAAAAGUAAACCGUCGCUGUCGACCACUGAAAACAGCAGUUACUUCACUACGACGGCUGAAAACAACUUGGGCUUUAAAUGAGUUUCCGAAGCUCCUGCUUGUGUUCAUGACUUUAAAGGAUGCUAAGCUCAACUGUUCAGGUCGGGAAGUCGUGUUUAUGGUAAUUCCGACAGCACGUGAAGGCAGCAUGAGCCGGGGACAUGAUAGCAGAGAAGAGACAUGAAGAUACGAUACCAGAGGACUUGUAGAGGGAAGAACUCUCACUCUAAUGUGUUCUUGGCCUCUCAGACACUAGAGGGCGCUCCCGAGCGAGUCCCAAAUGAAUGGGUUGAUAUGGAGCGCUUGAGCAAAGUCAUAGUUUAUAAACGCUGAAACAUCUCUAAUUUAAAAGAAUGCAGUCGUUUCCUGAACAGCGAAUAUCAUAAAACAUUUUAACACCGCUGUUAUAUUUUUAAGAGCUUUUAAACUCGAGCUAUGAGUUUAAAACAGCGCCUUGUUUAUGUCCGUGACGUCAGUGAGCCCGAACAGCCAAUGAGCUGCUCCGCUUGCCUGUCAAUCAUCACGCUCUAGCAGUAAAGCCCGCCUCCUGCUGCCCAAAACCCGUUUACUGUAGAAAAAGAAAUGAUACAGCUGAGAUUUCUUUGUUUUUUUAGUGAAACACAUCCUUCUACUUUCUAAAAUUAAAGAAACGUUGAUUAGAGACUAUUUUAACUUCUCGUUUUCAGCCGUUGAGCUCCAUUCACUCCCAUUCAUUGAGGACUCGCUCGCGGGCGCCCUCUGCUGUUCAGCAGUCCUGUUGUUGAUAUAACGAGGGAAAUAGGAAGCGGCCAGCCUCCUCAUAACCCGGCUCUGAGAAUACCUGCUGCUUUUGAGUAUUUUAGUGUAGUGCUCCUCGCCCCCUGCUGCACAGGAGGAUGAACUACAAGGAAAAAAGAUUUUACACUGUGCCUGAAACGACGGAUUGAGCUUGUUUGAGUGUUUGAGUCCCUGUAUUAUGAUGUGUGCUUGGCAGUGUCGUCUGUAUUCGGGUCAAACUCGUUUUUUAAGUGCUUUUGAAACACAUUUUAAUCUUGGGGAUUGUUUAUUGUUCUGCCUUAUCCUACACGAUCAGGUCACGGCGUGUCCGUAGGCGGCGCACAGUUCAGGCCUACCGCACGCAGAGGAUGCAAUACUACAGACAAAGACUGAGCGACUCCAAAGCUUCACCCAAAGCCUCCAUCUGACCGCUGCUGGAUGGUGUCAUGGACGUUUCACAGGUUUCUGUUUCAUCCACUAAAGCACAGACGUUUCGCCUCAAAUUGUGGUUUUUCCAUUUCACUAAAUUUCAGCGUGAUGUUGUAUUUUUUUGCGGUGGGAACAAACUGGAAGGCUUUACGUGCCGAUUGUUUUUAUUUUAUAUAAAGUUGCAGUUUUGUGAAGCUGCCUGUUGGAAAACAGUGAGGGGUGUGUGUGUGUGUGUGUGUGUGUGUGUGUGUGUGUGUGUGUGUGUGUGUGUGUGUGUGCGCGCGUCGAUGUUUUUGCGAUUUAGGUUUAUUAGUGCCUCAUAAAACGAUUUGCCUCGUUCAGCCUGAAGAGACGUUCACUGUAUUACUUUAUUACAAACCAGGCAAAAACACCAAAAGCCCUUACGUUAAUGUUUGUGUCGCCUCCUAUUGACGUUUUUCAAGCCAAACCUGUUUGUUUUUUUUGUUUUUUAACCAAAGUGACAUUUCUGUAUGUGGUGCAGAACCAAGGGCUCCUUUGCUUUUGUGGGGAAAAAAGUGUUUUAUAUGUUGGUGAGAAUUCAAAGGGCAGUAAGUGUGAUUUAUUAUUUUUAUUAUUAUUGUUUUCUACAAUUAAAACAUGGAUUUCAUAGUUGUGA
Pygocentrus nattereri (red-bellied piranha) is the source of this 4971-nucleotide messenger RNA. RefSeq names its product hyaluronidase 2b (gene hyal2b). The record is from RefSeq and is a predicted model, not a curated record. The coding region runs from base 907 to 2331 and encodes 474 amino acids. Gene Ontology annotation, biological process: hyaluronan catabolic process; carbohydrate metabolic process. NCBI's taxonomy places the organism in Eukaryota, Metazoa, Chordata, Actinopteri, Characiformes, Serrasalmidae. Gene Ontology annotation, molecular function: hyalurononglucosaminidase activity; hyaluronoglucuronidase activity. The transcript is spliced from 6 exons.